Molecule: messenger RNA, 1842 nt
Organism: Eurypyga helias (sunbittern)
Lineage: Eukaryota; Metazoa; Chordata; Aves; Eurypygiformes; Eurypygidae
Gene: STRIP2
Product: striatin interacting protein 2
Exons: 16
Biological process (GO): cytoskeleton organization
Cellular component (GO): cytosol
Source: RefSeq, a predicted model, not a curated record
GCGCUGCUCCGGUGGCUGGAGGAGCUUUAACGCAAAGGCUGGAAGUGCUGGCGGCCGACCUGCCUCCCGAAAUAUCCGUAGGGAUGUGCCAGCCCACCCGCUAACCCCGACCUGUUCUCCGCAGGGCUCAGUGGAUUGCCCCAACCUGGAGUUCGAAUACGGGGACGCCGACGGUCACGGCGCUGAGUUAGCAGAGCUGUACAGCUACACCGAGGAGCCUGAGCUCAGCACCAACAGGAGAUGCUUCGAGGAGGAUUUCCACGCACAAGUGCAGGGCAGGAGGUGGCUGGAGCUGGACGGGGCUCAGCAAAAGGCCUACGUCAUGCGCCUGCUGGAUGGGCUGGAGGUGGUCAACAGGGACAAGCGGCUCAGAGUAGCGCGGGCCAUCCUCUACCUGGCACAGGGCGUCUUUGGAGACUGCGAUAACGAAGGCGAUGUCCUGCACUGGUCUCGGCACAACAGCUUCCUCCUGUACCAGCUGGGAACCUUCACUGCCUUCCUGGAGCUCCUCAACAUGGAGAUUGACAACAGCCAGGCCUGCAGCAGCGCCCUGAGGAAGCCGGCCAUCUCCCUGGCCGACAGCACGGAGCUCAGGGUGCUGCUGAGUGUCAUGUACCUGAUGGUGGAGAACAUCCGUGUGGAGCAGGAGGCGGAUCCCCCCGAGUGGAAAACCUGCCGGGAAACCUUCAGGAUGGAGCUGAGUUUCCCCGUGCACUCUGAAGAGCCGUUUGCUCUUCUGCUCUUCACGAUGGUGACCAAGUUCUGCAGUGGCCACGCUCCACACUUCCCCAUGAAGAAAGUCCUGCUCCUGCUCUGGAAGGUGCUUCUGUUCACGCUGGGUGGAUUCGAAGCGCUGCAGGCGAUGAAGGUGAGGAAGCGUGAGGAGCUGGGGCUGCCGCCCUUGCCGGAGGACAGCAUCCAGGUGAUGCGCAGCAUGCGCGCCGCUUCGCCCCCCACAUACUCCAUCGAGCUCAUGGAGCAGCAGCAGCAGAAGCGUGGUCACCGCAGCCGGAGGCCACUGGUGAAGCAAGACAGUUUGGAUAUCUACAACGAGCGAGACCCCUUCAAAAAUGAUGAAGCAGGAGUCGAUGAAGAGGAGAACGAUGAUGUGGACAACGGCAUCGAGGGGGAACUGGACCUGAUGGAGCGGGAUGCAGUUAUCCCCGUGAUGCCUGCUCAGCGCCCACCUAUUGAAAGGGUGUCAUUCCCCAAAGGGCUUCCCUGGGCUCCCAAAGUCAGACAGAAAGACAUUGAGCAUUUCCUGGAAGCAAGCAGGAACAAAUUCAUCGGAUUCACGCUGGGGCAAGACACCGAAACCCUGAUAGGGCUACCACGGCCCAUCCACGAAAGCGUGAAGACACUGAAGCAGCACAAGUACGUUUCCAUCUCAGACGUCCAGAUCAAAAACGAGGAGGAGCUGGAGAAGUGCCCCAUGUCUCUGGGGGAAGAGGAAGUCCAGGAAACCCCUUGUGAGGUCUUGUAUCGAGCAAUGUUGUACAAUCUCCCCCAGUAUAUGAUAGCUUUGCUGAAGAUCCUUCUUGCUGCAGCGCCCACCUCCAAAGCCAAGACUGACUCCAUCAACAUCCUGGCAGACGUGUUGCCUGAAGAGAUGCCCAUCACCGUCCUUCAGAGCAUGAAACUGGGGAUCGACGUGAACAGGCACAAAGAGAUCAUCGUGAAGAGCAUCUCGGCUUUGCUGCUGCUGCUCCUCAAGCACUUCAAGCUGAACCACAUCUACCAGUUUGAGUACGUGUCCCAACAUUUGGUGUUUGCCAACUGCAUCCCGCUGAUCCUGAAGUUCUUCAACCAAAACAUCAUGUCUUAUAUCACUGCCAAGAACAG